AUGCCCGCAUUACGGCAAGCAAAUUGGAAUGUGAGCGAUGGCGAUUUGCAAUCCUCCACAACAAAUUACGCGCAAGCAGGCCGUGACCAGGUCUACGAGAACCCAUCAAGUCCAACAGAGUCUCCACGUCAUAGCGUCUCAAGUCUACCCUACCCCUUCGAUUCCCAAUCCUCCUUAGAGAACGACAAUGGCAGCCACGCAUGGAGAAGAAGCUUGAUCGCACGCAUUAUAGACACGUUUCAACUGUCCAAGAGCUAUCUGCCGGGGCAUGUCAAGGGCGAUGUAGAUCAGAUCAUACAUUCACAUACAGGAAAUUUGGAUGGCUUCGCAAUUACGCUCUGCUACACCUCCAGGAUGAACUUGCUGCUCUCCAACAUGAGUUGGAGGAAUUUGAUAAAUGGGAUUUCAGAGAUGGUGAUCAGAAGCGGCUAG
This is a messenger RNA of Letharia columbiana, 432 nucleotides long. RefSeq lists its product as uncharacterized. The transcript has 3 exons. The record is from RefSeq and is a predicted model, not a curated record. Lineage: Eukaryota; Fungi; Ascomycota; Lecanoromycetes; Lecanorales; Parmeliaceae. Bases 1 to 432 code for a protein of 143 amino acids.